Molecule: messenger RNA, 1618 nt
Organism: Uranotaenia lowii
Lineage: Eukaryota; Metazoa; Arthropoda; Insecta; Diptera; Culicidae
Gene: Atg6
Product: beclin-1-like protein
Exons: 4
Coding region: 174-1454 (426 amino acids)
Biological process (GO): autophagy; late endosome to vacuole transport; autophagosome assembly
Cellular component (GO): phosphatidylinositol 3-kinase complex, class III, type II; phagophore assembly site; phosphatidylinositol 3-kinase complex, class III, type I
Source: RefSeq, a predicted model, not a curated record
UUAUAUAAACAAUAACAAAGAAGUUUUUCGACGGAAUAAUUUUUUUCCAAUUUCUUCAAUAACUCUUAAAAUCAUAGGUUUUAUCGAGUUUGAAAGUUGCCUUUGAAUAAAAAGCGAAUAUUGAAACUUGCUGAACCUAAAGGAACCGGAAGCUACAGGCCCGGAAGUGGAAAAUGAAUGACGGAAAAGUGAGCGUAAGUUUCUCCUGCCAGAGAUGUCUACAACCGAUCAACAUCGACGAUUCUUUCGCGGCUCUCGGGGAACACACGCUAGCCGAACUGGCCCUCCCAAUCAACUCACACAUCGAAGUGGACAUCGAAUCCCAGUCGGCCAGUUUGGACCACUUCGUUCCUCCAUUCCGUUUGGCAACCGAGUUUAGUAGUGGUCCCGAUACCAAUGGCUUCAUGCUGCUCUCGGACGGUCCGGAUCGAGAGUCGCUCAGUCAGAAUUUUCGCAUCAAGGCCGAGCUGUUCGAUACGCUAUCUAACAAUUCUGAAAUCGAUCAUCCACUCUGCGAUGAAUGUACCGACACGCUGCUAGAGCUGAUGGACAAACAGCUGAAGAUGGCCGAGGACGAAUGGAACGAUUACAACAACUAUCUGAAGAAACUGGAGCUAACUGAUGAUGUGCCCAAUGUCGAUCAGCUGGAGAAGGAAUUGGGUGAUCUGAACGGGGAAGAGGAACGCUUGCUGCAGGAACUAGCCGAACUUACUCGGGAAGAAAACGCAAUCAAACAGGCCGUAAAGGAGCAGGAAGAGGAAAAGGAACGGCUAAGCAAUGAGGAGGAAAAAUACUGGCGAGAAUACACCAAACAUCGAAGGGACGUUAUCACGACCGAAGAUGAGUUUCGGUCCUUGGAGUGCCAAAUGUCUUACGCACAGGUUCAGCUGGACAAGCUGAAGAAAACCAACGUUUUCAACGUUACAUUCCACAUCUGGCACUCGGGGCACUUCGGAACAAUCAACAAUUUCCGGCUGGGCCGGCUUCCCUCGGCUCCCGUCGAUUGGUCCGAAAUCAAUGCGGCCUGGGGCCAAACGUGUCUGUUGCUGUCCGCAUUGGCCCGAAAAAUGAAUUUGGUCUUUAAGAACUACCGUUUGGUGCCGUACGGAAACCAUUCUCACAUCGAGGUACUUGCCGAUGGGAAGGAAUUGCCCCUUUACGGUAGUGGUGGGUUUCGGUUCUUCUGGGAUACCAAAUUUGAUACGGCCAUGGUGGCUUUUCUAGACUGUCUGCAGCAGUUCAAAGAGGAAGUCGUCAAAAAGGAUCCGGACUUUUGUUUGCCCUAUCGUAUGGAGAAGGGCAAAAUCGAGGACUCGGCCACGGGUAGCAGUUAUUCUAUCAAGAUUCAAUUUAACUCCGAAGAGCAGUGGACGAAAGCGUUGAAGUUCCUGCUGACCAAUCUCAAGUGGGGACUCACUUGGGUAUCUUCGCAAUUCACCGAAGAUAAACACUAGCAAUGAUGGGAUAGAUUUCCGCCUUGCAAAACUUUGGAACAACCAAAUGAUUCUGAUUUGUACUAUUAUGUUACGGCUGUUAGUUUGUAAUUAUUAUAAUCGUAUUCUAAUAUGUGAUUUUAGGAUGGAAAUAUAGCGUUAUUUUAGUUUUUCAUGUAAAAUAA